ACAGGAGGCAAGACUGGUGGAAAGGGCGAUUCGCAAGUCAAGACUCCAAAAUCGCACUCCGCCAAAGCCGGUCUUCAAUUCCCUUGCGGUCGCAUAAAGCGUCACCUCCGAAAUCUCACGCGCCAGAAGACGCGCAUCGGCGCCAAAGCCAGCAUCUAUCUGACUGCCGUACUUGAAUACCUGACUGCUGAGGUUCUCGAGCUUGCAGGCAAUGCCGCCAAGGAUCUCAAGGUCAAGCGCAUCACGCCACGCCAUCUCCAGCUCGCCAUCCGAGGUGAUGAAGAACUCGAUACGCUUAUCCGUGCCACCAUUGCCUUUGGAGGUGUUCUGCCGCAUAUCAACCGUGCACUAUUGCUCAAGGUAGAGCAAAAGAAGAAGAGCGGAGGUGCUGCCAAGGUCGGCGAGGCGUAG
Molecule: messenger RNA, 411 nt
Organism: Bipolaris maydis ATCC 48331
Lineage: Eukaryota; Fungi; Ascomycota; Dothideomycetes; Pleosporales; Pleosporaceae
Product: histone-fold-containing protein
Biological process (GO): heterochromatin formation
Cellular component (GO): nucleosome; chromatin
Molecular function (GO): protein heterodimerization activity; structural constituent of chromatin; DNA binding
Source: RefSeq, a predicted model, not a curated record